AGUUAUUAGGCGGCGCGGGGCGGCCGGCAUGGAGCUCUUAGAGGCGCGGCAGGGCCCGGCGCUCGGCCGCACGGCAGCCGUGGCAGCCCCGAUUUCCUCCAGCCACCGCUCCUUGCUUCUUGUCCCUGGUCCCUAGACGCCUCUUCCCCGCGCGUGUCCCUGUCCCUAUGGAUUCAGUUGAGACCGAACAGAUGCUGAGCUUGCCCGCCGGGCUCAGGAGCAACUUAGAGCUGGCGGAGCCGGCGGAGCGGGUAGCAUCGGCGGCCCGUGUAGACACGGGCCCCCACCCGGAGAUGGCUACAGAGGGCCCCGCACCUCUACCGACGCGGGAGCCGGAGCAGGAUCAGUCUCCGAGGACCUCAACGCCGGAGUGCAAAGUCCUGCUUACGCAGGCCGACGCCUUGGCGUCCGGGGGGCGCCUCCGGGAAGCCCUCGAGGUGUACAGACAGCUCUCGGAGCGGCAGCAGUUGGUGGCCGAGCAGCUGGAGCAGCUGGUGCGCUGCCUGGCGGAGAACGUCUCGCAAGGCGAGGCGUCGGCGCCAGCGCCCCCGGACGGGGGCAGCGGUGCAAGCUCCGUAGUGGCGGUGGAGGAGACAGGGGCAGCAGCGGUCGCGGCCACCGAGGUGUGGGACGGCUUUAAGUGUCGGAAGUGUCAUGGAUUUCUUUCAGACCCCGUGUCCUUGUCGUGCGGCCACACCUUUUGUAAACUGUGCCUAGAACGUGGGCGGGCAGCCGACCGGCGCUGUGCGCUGUGCGGAGUCAAGCUUUCCGCGUUGAUGGUGGCCACUGGGCGGGCGCGCGGGUCCCGGCGGGCUGGGCAGCAGGCGCCGCCGCCGCUGCGGGUCAACGUGGUGCUCAGCGGCCUCCUCGGCAAGUUGUUCCCCGGUCCGGCGCGGGCGUCGCAACUCCGGCACGAGGGCAACCGGCUGUACCGCGAGCGCCAGGUGGAGGCGGCGCUGCUCAAGUACAACGAGGCAGUCAGGCUGGCUCCGAAUGACCACUUGCUUUAUAGUAACCGGUCUCAAAUUUAUUUCACCUUGGAAUCUCAUGAGGACGCACUACAUGAUGCAGAAAUAGCAUGUAAGCUCCGCCCAAUGGGUUUUAAGGCACACUUUAGAAAAGCCCAAGCGUUAGCCACCCUAGGCAAGGUGGAGGAAGCACUAAGAGAGUUUCUCUAUUGUGUGUCCCUCGAUGGAAAGAACAAGAGAGCAAGAUCUGAAGCCCAGAGGGAAAAUCAGGAGCUCCCACAUUGUUCUAGUCAGGAGGAAGCAGCAGCCAGGGGAGAUGGCGGCAGCCUGCUGGACCCAGCUAAAGUAAAGGUGGAUGGGCCACAAGACAACAUGAAAACCCAGGAAGGAGAGGAGGAGAAGCAGGAUGCUACCUCUCCAGAAGCUGCUUCCAUCAAGACUGGCAAAUGCCAGGAAAAGAAAAGGAAACAUUGCCAAACUGAACCACAAGAAGACAUGGAGGUGCCUAAUAAAUCCUCCAAGCAAGAUCCUCCUGCUGAUCCGGGGGCCAAACCAGUUCUUAGUAUUCCACUUGCAUCUUUUGACGCAUCUGACCUUGAAUGCUCCCUGUGUAUGAGAUUAUUCUAUGAGCCAGUUACAACACCUUGUGGACAUACCUUUUGCUUAAAAUGCCUUGAAAGAUGCCUAGAUCACAACGCAAAGUGUCCACUGUGCAAAGAUGGUCUUUCACAGUGCUUGGCAUCAAGAAAAUACAGCAAAAAUGUAAUAAUGGAAGAGCUAAUAGCUAAGUUCCUUCCAGAAGAACUCAAGGAACGAAGGAGGCUUUAUGAAGAGGAAAUGGAAGAACUUUCUAACUUAAAUAAGAAUGUGCCUAUUUUCGUGUGUACUAUGGCCUAUCCCACUGUUCCUUGUCCCCUGCACAUCUUUGAGCCUUGUUACCGCCUGAUGAUUCGUAGAUGCAUUGAGACAGGAACGAGACAGUUUGGCAUGUGCCUUGGAGAUCCUGUUAAAGGGUUUGCGGAAUAUGGCUGCAUCCUGGAGAUCAGAAAUGUUCAAUUCUUUGCCGACGGCCGCUCAGUGGUUGAUAGCAUAGGCAAGAGGCGCUUCAAGGUGCUCCAUCAGGGCCAGCGAGAUGGCUACAAUACAGCUGACAUUGAAUACAUCGAAGACCAAAAGGUUCAGGGAGAGGAUUGUGCUGAGCUCAUGGGAUUACAUAACUGUGUCUAUGAGCAAGCAUCCUCAUGGUUUCAUUCGCUCAAAUCAUCCCUGAAGAAUCGGAUACUCAAUCACUUUGGUCCAAUGCCAGAGAAAGAUGCUGAUCCCCAGAUUAAUCCAAACGGCCCAGCCUGGUGCUGGUGGACAUUAGCAGUUCUUCCCUUGGAAAGCCGAGCUCAGCUCCCGUUCCUAGCAAUGAGGUCCUUAAAGGAUAGACUGAAUGGUAUUCGGCGAGUCCUGGCCUUUAUAUCCCGAAAUCAAAACUAGUGAGAGUGGAUUGGUGAAAGGAGCUCCCACCCUCCCCACUACCCUGUGGGGGAGUCUUCUUGUAAAUACAUCUAAUUGCAAUAACAUCUUAACAGAAGAGGGUAUCAAACAGAGGCAUUAGCCUGCUGUUGAUCACAGAGAGAAAUUGAGUAGAAAGACCAAAAGAAUGUGACCUGUUUGAAACUUUCUGUCUUAAGAUGCUUGACAUGCUGCACAACUACAUAAACAGCAGAGGUGUUUAAGAGCCCAGAAAAAAAUUUUUGAUUUUAUCAUAAAAUGUUCUGAAGGUUU
Molecule: messenger RNA, 2741 nt
Organism: Propithecus coquereli (Coquerel's sifaka)
Lineage: Eukaryota; Metazoa; Chordata; Mammalia; Primates; Indriidae
Gene: LONRF3
Product: LON peptidase N-terminal domain and ring finger 3
Exons: 11
Coding region: 168-2450 (760 amino acids)
Molecular function (GO): metal ion binding; protein binding
Source: RefSeq, a predicted model, not a curated record